AGGAGGAGGUGAAAGAGUGGAAGGCGGAGAACAGCAUGAACGGGUCGAGGAAGGGGCAGGAUGCGGAAUACGGGAGCCCGCCGGCCAGCGUACCCACCGACGACGGCAUCGGGCGUUUGACAUGAGGCUGUGCGCAGGAAACGACCCGGGCCUGCGGUUUGUUGGUACUCGGAGGAGGGGAGCCUGUGAUUUAGCCGUCGCCUCAAAUUAUCCGUGACACAGAGGGUUGCUAGGCUAAACUGCGAGGGCGCUUUGCUUCCUAGCGCGUGUCAAGCCGCACGUAAACGCUCGUUUGUGACUUGCUAACUUAUUCUGCUAUUAGCGUCAAGCGCGACCCCGUCCUUCCUCCCCUUUGUCGGUCAACUGCCGUCAUGGUUUUAGCCGUCGUUUUAGCAUCAACGCCGCCUGAUCGCCUUUGCGCUGCCGCCGCCGCUGCCGCAGACUGGAUGUGAAACGGAACGGAGCGGCGGAAAGUCACAUCCAAAAAAAAAAAAACCACAAACAAGAAAUAAACACAACGCUUCGUCAUGGAGACGUCGACGCCGCAGUCUCGCUGGCUGACAGGCGCGUUCAUAUGGACAACUCUGUGCUGGCUCGGCAGCGGCCAGUCCGCGCUGGACGCGUCGGGCCUGCCUGUGGCCAUCCGCGUGCCACUGCGGCAGGGCGCUCGCGCUCAACCGCCGCCGCUGCCACCUGCUACCGCUGCCGCGAGCGCGACGCACGAGCGCAGGCGGAGAGGCGCGGCGGCCGGCGGCAUCAGUUUCGUGGACAUGAUCGACAACCUGCGUGGGAAGUCCGGCCAGGGCUACUACGUGGAGAUGGCCGUGGGCUCGCCGGCGCAGAAGUUGAACAUCCUGGUGGAUACUGGAAGCAGCAACUUUGCUGUGGGAGCAGCAGCUCAUCCCUUUCUACGCAGAUACUACCACCGCUCUCUCUCCAGCUCGUACCGUGACCUCGGAAGGAGCGUGUAUGUUCCGUACACGCAGGGUCGCUGGGAAGGGGAGCUGGGCACCGACCUGGUCUCGGUCCCACACGGCCCCAACGCAACGCUACGAGCCAACAUCGCAGCCAUUACCCAGUCAGAUCGCUUCUUCAUCAAUGGAUCCAACUGGGAGGGAAUCCUGGGACUGGCAUAUGCUGAUAUUGCCAGACCCGACGAGACAUUGGAGCCCUUCUUUGAUUCACUGGUUCGCCAGACUCCUGUCCCCAACCUCUUCUCUCUCCAGCUGUGUGGAGCCGGCUUCACCCAAAACUACUCCCUGGGCAGCGCUACUGUUGGUGGCAGCAUGAUCAUUGGAGGAGUGGAUCCAUCACUGUACGUAGGGGAACUUUGGUACACUCCUAUUCGCAGGGAAUGGUACUAUGAGGUCAUUAUUGUGCGCAUUGAGGUGAAUGGACAAGAUCUUAACAUGGACUGCAAAGAGUAUAAUUAUGAUAAAAGCAUUGUUGACAGCGGGACCACCAACCUUCGACUGCCUAGAAAAGUCUUCCAGGCAGCAGUUAAGGCUAUUGAAGCAGCCUCUUCGACAGAACAGUUUCCAUCUGGGUUCUGGCUCGGGGAGCAGCUGGUGUGUUGGCAGGCCGGCACUACACCUUGGCACAUCUUCCCUGUCAUCUCCCUCUACCUGAUGAGUGAAAAUCGCAAUCAGUCCUUUAGAAUCUCUAUCUUGCCUCAGCAAUACCUGCGGCCAGUAGAGGAUGUCGCUUCUGCACAGGAGGACUGCUAUAAAUUUGCUGUGUCCCAGUCCAGCACCGGAACAGUGAUGGGGGCCGUCAUCAUGGAGGGUUUUUAUGUGGUCUUUGACCGUGAAAAGAAACGAAUCGGCUUUGCCGUUAGCACCUGCCAUGUGCACGAUGAGUUCCGCACCGCAUCAGUAGAGGGCCCAUUUCACGGCGUCGACCUGGAAGACUGCGGAUACAACAUCCCCCAGACGGACGAGUCCACGCUUAUGACCAUCGCCUACAUCAUGGCGGGUAUCUGCGCUCUCUUCAUGCUUCCGCUGUGUCUCAUGGUGUGCCAGUGGCGCUUCGCCCGCUGCCUUCACCCUCACGGAGACUUUGCUGACGACAUAUCACUUUUGAAGUAAACAGGAAGGACAAGGAGACUAAAUGAGUCGGAGACCCACACUUGAAACACAGGACAGUGAUGGAUUUUAGGAAACAAAGUGUGUGCUGCUGAAAGGACGCUUUGAGUAUAUUCUUCAGGAAUAUAAAAGUAUAGAAAACGCUGAUGUGAAAUGAGUACAGCUGUAGGACGGCUACCAUUAAAUUGGAACGCAUGUGAUGAUUAAUUGGGGUGACAAAUGAGAAAGCCUGUGUCAUCAGUGUCAACUUGCCUUGCCUGUUUCAUUUACCUAUGCAGGUCAGGUGAAAUCGUAAUAUUUGUUAUAAAUAUGUAUAAAUAGUCCACAGAGAAUGACCUCUCUGAUUGGGGAUAUAGGGAGAGCAAACAGAUAAUGGACAAAUAUGCCUAAAUGAAGAAACUUAACCUGGAAAAUGAGACGUGAAACCAUCAUGUUAUUGGCUGUGGUUUGCUAUGGUAUGAUGUCUAUGUAUGUGGUUAUGUGUGUAUUUAUAGCUUGUUUGUGGCUUAGGAGCGACUGAAACAAGUUUGAUAUGUGUGAGCAUGCUGGUAUGUGUGUGCAGUUGUACUGUAAGUGAAAAGUAUACCGAAAGAGUUAAUGAAAUGAAAAUGAUACUUAUGAAGGUGACAAAUAAUUCUAGCACCGCUAUAAAUUACACUAUUUUGCAAAUGCCAGCAAAGAAUUCUGCAAUGCAAAUGAAGUACGCUUUACAUGGUUAAAAUGAUGAAAUAAUCAGAUUGUAACAGCAUUUACUGUAUAAAAUCAAUUUGCACAGUGUGAAACUGAGACUGCUGAACCCAGUUAAUAUCAGAUGUCACUUUUCCUCAUAUUUAUAGCUUAAAUAUUGUAUGUAAUAUGUGUGCAUUCCAGAUCAUUUACUUGCCCUGGCACAGUCAUACACCGUCCAAAAACACAUUGCCUGUCUUAUCUUCUGUACCAUCUGAUGAUUUGCACAUGUAACACACAUUACAUGUUAACAAACCAAGAACAAAUAGGGCUUCUUUCACAGACACAGAAACAGCUUAAUGCACUGCACCUUUCAUGGGGGACCACAUAUGCUUAGAGAAGGCAACCAGCCCAAAGUAGGUUGUGCACUAAAGAACACCACAUAUGUCUACAAAGGGCAGUUUAUAUUGUCUCUCAGCAAGCUGUAAAUAAUGAACUCAGAAAUGUAUAUUUAUCUGCCAGGUGCUGGCAGCACUGUUGACUUAAUAAAGUACUUAUUGUAACUGUAAA
Betta splendens (Siamese fighting fish) is the source of this 3320-nucleotide messenger RNA. RefSeq names its product beta-secretase 1 (gene bace1). Gene Ontology annotation, molecular function: aspartic-type endopeptidase activity. Gene Ontology annotation, biological process: amyloid-beta metabolic process; membrane protein ectodomain proteolysis. The record is from RefSeq and is a predicted model, not a curated record. The coding region runs from base 528 to 2087 and encodes 519 amino acids. The transcript has 9 exons. NCBI's taxonomy places the organism in Eukaryota, Metazoa, Chordata, Actinopteri, Anabantiformes, Osphronemidae. Gene Ontology annotation, cellular component: trans-Golgi network; membrane; endosome.